Ectocarpus siliculosus is the source of this 1174-nucleotide messenger RNA. The record is from the annotation of a GenBank genome assembly. NCBI's taxonomy places the organism in Eukaryota, Phaeophyceae, Ectocarpales, Ectocarpaceae.
GGAGACCAGCGGAACAUCUCGUCCCCACCUGCGACAGAGACUCAAGACUGGAGAGAAAACGCGGGUCGUUCACGUUGGAGACGAUCAAGGGGUGAAGGGGGUCGCAACGGGCUUGGCAACGGGGCGUACAACCGACCUGAAAAUUCGCCGCCUGGUACACCUCGAGAUGUCGCCGCCGCCAGAUACAAUAGAUUCGGACGAAAGGACCGAGCUCGAUGCCCUCCGGCUAGAAAAUGACACGCUGAGAAGACACCUUGGAAGGCUGGAAGACAAGGUUCAGAGAGCGGAGGAGAGUGCUAACCUGCAGGCGUACCAGGUAAAACAGAUGGCCCAGCAGUUGCAUCAUGGGCAUUCGCAGGAGACAGACGUCCAUGAGCAGCAGCAGCAGCAGAGGUUCGCAGAAGGUGCUGCCCCUCUCGAGGUCCGCCACCUUCAUGGCAUCCUUCAAUGGCUUCACCAAGCAAAGGCGGACAUGGUGGAGAAUGACCGAAGCAAAGUCCAGCUGGAGGGCGACGUGCGGCUGUUGUACAACCUCUUGGAGAAGGCAAAGCGAGAAAGGAAGUCACACGACGGGAAGGUCCAACGCCUCGAGAAAUCCAUCGCGACCUCAAACACCAGAGCAGUGGAGCUGGACAAGGAGCUACAGCUCCAGCGGAAGUCGUUCACGCGAGUCCUAAAGUCGGACAGAGACGUUUACGAGACCAGGACUGAAGCGGCCGAGGCUAACGCAGAGCGCAGGGGCCGGGAACUGAAGCGCCUGAUGACCUGGGUAGAGAAAGCGGAGUCAAAAUUCGCCGAGGCGCUACGCAAGUUGUCCGCACAGGCGGAGGAUUUGGGAGCAGCUAACCUCGGAGAUCUAGAGGGCUUCGCCAAAGACAUGUCGGAAGACGUCUCCAAACUACGACAGGGUGUGGCAGAUUCCAUGCGAUCGAGGUCGAGAUCGAAAUCGAAGGGCCGGUCCUGCGGGCGAGAAGAGGGCACUCAAGAGGAGAACGACAAGGGUAAAGCCAAGGAAAAGACAAAAAAGACCAAGACCCGAAAAACGGGGAGCAAGGGUGAUGGUGCCUCGGUUACUGACGCUGACGACUCCAAGGCUCGUUCUGACGGUGGAGAACGACAGGACAAGGGACACGUCGACGAUAAUAGUCUCGAGCGGCCGAUGGCGAAGGUCUAG